GGUAUCCCUGGUAUCCCGCUCGAGCAGACGGCACAACAGUACGCGUCAAAAAAUGUCGGAGUCGCAGCCCACUUCGAAGCCCGGUCCUUCUUUUAGCUUGGAGCUUUUGCUCGACGUGGUGGAUGGAAAGCCGUCGUGUGCUUGAUGAUAAAGGCACGAAGACCUCAUCGUGCGCGCGUAAAAUUCGCCAAACGACAAGCCUGGACGUGCGUCGCACGGUCGCCGAGGGAUGGCCUGACCCACCAGCGUCUUCUCCGCUGUUGUCUCUGUUUUUGUUGCACUGUGCAGAUCAUCAGCGAUGUGGAGCGGCCGGUGUGCGGAUGAAGGCUCGUACAGCGUCUCGAGCGACUCCUUCCGGCGAGGAGUUGGCGACUCUUCGCCUCGGAAGCCCGUCCUGAUGUCUUCGUGCUGCUUCUGCUGCAACACCCGUAACGGUUCCCUCGCUACUGGCAUCAGUUCGAUCGUGAUACGGGGCUUUACGAUACUGGGAUACGUGCUGAUGCUCACCGCUCCGCGGUACGAGGUCACAAAACUUCACAGGCAAGACGAGAAGCCACUCAUCAAUCCUCAUUACGUGGCGGUUGCAAUAAUCGUCGAGAGUUGCAUCGAGAUUUUAUUUUCGGUCGUUCUAAUCGUGGGAGUGAUAAAGGCCGAGCACCGGCUGCUUCUACCGUGGAUGAUUUGGUGCCUCUUCAACAUCCUGUAUCUCUUUGUCAUCGCCGUGAUGCAGGUCCUGGCUGCAGUGUUUGCGUCGUCCACUCAUGCACUGGGAAGCGCGAUGGGAUCCUGGAUUGGAUUCUUUGUCUCGGUGUAUUUUCUGAAAUGCGUGCUUUCCUACUACCAGCUGUUACGCAUCAGCAGCGACGCCAAACUGAAGCACGAAGACGAGUCGAUGGAAAUUCCCCUUUCUGCGGAUGCGACUGCCAGAGAAGGCCCUGGGAGGUCCAACUCAGCGUGAACGGACAAUCGCUUAAUUACACACGCAAGAAAAUGUCAUUGGGGCUGCUACGCUGCCCGGAACGUAGGUCCAACUGACGCCUUCUGCGCCUUGUCAUGCCCAUGCAUCGAAGUGUCUUCGAAACGGCAACAAAAUACGUCGCAGCAGCGGCCUGUCAACGAUGCCUCUUUUCGCUAUCCAGGUGGUUGUUUGUUGGAGUAUACCGCCGAAGAAGAUGCGCGAAGGCAGGCUUCGCUGACGUUGGCGUGCCCAACGCGUAGAUGCGAAAGUUUUCGCCGAUUGGCCUCUUGCAAUGGGUGGCUUAUAAGAUCAGACAUCUGUCGUA
This is a messenger RNA of Ixodes scapularis (black-legged tick), 1283 nucleotides long. RefSeq lists its product as uncharacterized. The coding region runs from base 299 to 958 and encodes 219 amino acids. The transcript has 7 exons. The record is from RefSeq and is a predicted model, not a curated record. NCBI's taxonomy places the organism in Eukaryota, Metazoa, Arthropoda, Arachnida, Ixodida, Ixodidae.